AUGGUUUAUCAGUAUAUCCUUGGAGGGAUUAUAGCUUAUUAUAGUUUGAUGUUUGUGUUUGGUGUUUAUGGUUCUUCAUCAAAGAAAAAGAUUAAUGAUUGUGUUAAUAUUAAUAGUGCAUCAGAAAAUGGAAAAUUAUGUUCUCAAGAAGGUUCUGAUUGUGUAGACAUUAUUAUUGUAGGAGCUGGUGUUGCUGGUUCAGCCCUUGCUUACACACUUGGGAAGGAUGGAAGACGAGUACAUGUUAUUGAGAGAGAUUUGAGUGAACCUGACAGGAUUGUCGGUGAAUUGCUACAACCAGGAGGUUAUUUGAAAUUAAUUGAAUUAGGUCUUGAAGAUUGUGUAGAAGAAAUUGAUGCUCAAAGAGUGUUUGGCUAUGCUCUUUAUAAAGAUGGAAAAAACACCAAACUUUCUUACCCUUUGGAAAAAUAUAAUGCUGAUAUUUCUGGAAGAAGUUUUCACAAUGGCCGUUUCAUACAGAAAAUGCGACAAAAGGCUUCAUCUAUUCCAAAUGUUAAGUUAGAAGAAGGAACUGUUACAUCUUUAAUAGAAGGAAAUGGAAGCAUCAAAGGGGUAAACUAUAGAACCAAGAGUGGACAAGAGAUCAUAGCAAAUGCUCCUCUUACCAUUGUUUGUGAUGGUUGUUUUUCCAACUUAAGACGUUCUCUUUGCAACCCAAAGGUUGAUGUACCAUCUCAUUUUGUUGGUUUCAUACUAGAGAAAUGCAACCUUCCACAUGCAAACCAUGGACAUGUUAUCCUAGGUGACCCUUCUUCCAUUUUGUUUUAUCCAAUCAGUAGCACGGAGACUCGUUGUUUAGUCGAUGUUCCUGGCGAAAAACUACCUUCAAUUUCCAACGGUGACAUGGCUCGUUACCUCAAAACAGUUGUAACACCCCAGGUUCCGCUUGAGCUAUGUUGUGCUUUUAUAGAAGCAGUUGAUAAAGGAAACAUAAGAAGCAUGCCAAAUAGAAGCAUGCCAGCAUGUCCUUAUCUCAAACCAGGAGCUAUUCUAAUAGGAGAUGCUUUCAACAUGAGACACCCUUUAACUGGUGGAGGAAUGACUGUAGCAUUAUCUGAUAUUGUUCUACUAAGGGAUCUUCUUAGACCUAUCCAUCAUUUACAUCAUGCUUCUUCUCUUUCCAAAUAUCUCGAAUCAUUUUACACCCUUCGUAAGCCAGUGGCAUCGACGAUAAACACAUUAGCUGAAGCAUUAUACAAAGUGUUUUCUGCGUCGAGUGACACCGCGAGUAAGGAAAUGAGAGAAGCAUGUUUUGAUUAUUUGAGUCUUGGAGGAGUUUUCUCAGAAGGACCAAUAGCAUUACUUGCUGGUCUAAGUCCGAGUCCAUUGAUCUUGCUUCUCCAUUUCUUCGGUGUCGCGAUUUAUGGUGUUUCUCGAUUGCUCUUACCGUUUCCUUCUCCAAAACGCUUGUGGAUCGGAGCAAGAUUGAUUUAUGUAAGAGGUGCAUUAGGUAUAAUUUUUCCAAUUAUCAAAGAUGAAGGAGUUAGAGAAAUGUUCUUUCCCUUUACUGUGGCAGCAUACUAUAGAACCCCACCUGCAUAA
Molecule: messenger RNA, 1563 nt
Organism: Vicia villosa (hairy vetch)
Lineage: Eukaryota; Viridiplantae; Streptophyta; Magnoliopsida; Fabales; Fabaceae
Product: squalene monooxygenase SE1-like
Exons: 8
Coding region: 1-1563 (520 amino acids)
Biological process (GO): sterol biosynthetic process
Cellular component (GO): endoplasmic reticulum; membrane
Molecular function (GO): squalene monooxygenase activity; flavin adenine dinucleotide binding
Source: RefSeq, a predicted model, not a curated record